Molecule: messenger RNA, 1478 nt
Organism: Stereum hirsutum FP-91666 SS1
Lineage: Eukaryota; Fungi; Basidiomycota; Agaricomycetes; Russulales; Stereaceae
Exons: 5
Coding region: 461-1267 (268 amino acids)
Source: RefSeq, a predicted model, not a curated record
GGCAUCGAGGGUGGCGAUCUGCUGAUGGUCGAUGCGCACUCGGACGAGGCGAUUGGAGCGUGCGAGAGAGGGGAGGCGAGUAUCGUUCGCGGCAAGGCGCCUGCUAAGCGGGGAUCGCGGCGGUCGAAAGAGCAAAGACAGGGUCCGAAUCGGGAGUCGACGUUCGGCGCCGCUUUGUUGCAGUUUCUUCCUCCCUCUCCAGCCGGCGGUGUCCCAUUCUGAUUUCCUCCGUCUUUGGGCAGAUUAACUCGCACGUCGCCCACGCCAUGUCCCGGAGUCCUCUCCCAAUCCGAGUUCUUCUAUGUUCCUCUGCGCCGUAUUAUAAUAAUUCUUUUCCGCUUCCACUCAUCCUGCCACUGCUCCACUCCGCCGCAAAAGAAUAUACAAGUCUAGGCCUCGUCGUACCUCCUUAUAAUAUUCCGUGUCUUGUUCAUCUCCACCACCUUUCUUUUCCUGCACGAUGUUCACUCCACAACUCCCUCCUCUCGACACCUCUGACUUCACUGGCGACACUCGCUCCCCUCCAUCUUCUCCAGACACUACUUCUCGGCCCUCCUCUGCUGACGGCUCCGAGCCCCUGCAGUAUGCUCCAUCAUCGCCCGCUACCUCAAGCUCGGGCUCUCCUCGUACUGAGCUUCGUCCUGCGCCUGUUUCGCCUGCUCCUGGUACCACCGUCACCAUACCCUCUGAAUCCUCUUCAAUGCUUCGUGCUCCGUCCAUCCUUCCUCCCGUCGACUUGCACAUCCCUUUGCCUCGCUCAGAGAGCGCACUGCGAAGUGCUGCUGCACCUAAAAGCCCCCGACCGGCAAUGGGCAUCGCUCAUCCUUACGCCCGCCUCUUCGUCAAAAAAGACGGCGCAAAACGCCGCAAAAUCUGGAACCAUGCACUGGAGAGAUAUGUCUUCACUCCAGAGGAGACUGCGUGCAUGAAAGCACCGCAACGACGCCCGAUUUACAUCGCCAGUCUCGAAGCCCACAUCGACGCACUUCACGCGGAGCUGCUCAAAGUGAACCUCGCACCCGUCAAUCUCCAAGACGUCGAUCUCUGGGCUGGACUGAACUCCAAGAUUGCCAAAAGCCUCGUCGCCGGUCUACAACAAGAUACAUCCCAAAUGAAGUCAAGGCUGCGUGAGCUAGAGAGAGCGAACUAUCGUCUCAACGCUGCUAUAGCGCGCGAAAAGCAGCUCGCUUCCCAUACGGCUUCCUUUGCCACCGUCGAUGCCAAGCCGAUGCAGACCGUCGUCGACUCUACUAAGCCCGAGGUGUGAGGCCUGGAGAGUGGGUGCGCUCAGGCUGCGCCGUCAUGGUGCUUGUCAUUUUGAUGUAGGGAAUUCAGUAUCUAGGAUCCGAGGAGUUACAUAUAGUAAAAAUCCUGCUUAUUUUUGUACUCGUACUACUUAGUCUCCCCUUUCCUAUUGCCCAACUCGUUUCUUGGCCUCUUCAUACUUUCCGUCUUGACGCCACAGAUUUUCAAGGACC